UUAUAAAUAGUGACCAAAAACUAGUCUACCAUUUUUCUUUAUCGAAGGAACGAAAGAAGAAAUUCUCCCUAACUCGUUCCUUCUCAAUUCCUAAAUUAAGUCUCUCUCCUCCGUCCACGACGGUGCACCACCAUGGUUUUGUCCAAGGCCGCCUCGGAUAACGAUGUUUCCGUUCAUUCCACCUUCGCUUCUCGCUAUGUCCGAGUUUCUCUUCCCCGGUUUCAGAUGCCGGAGAAUUCAAUACCAAAGGAAGCAGCAUAUCAAAUAAUAAACGAUGAAUUAAUGUUGGAUGGAAACCCAAGGCUGAAUUUGGCGUCGUUUGUGACGACGUGGAUGGAACCAGAGUGCGAUAAGCUAAUCAUGGCUGCCAUUAACAAGAACUAUGUUGACAUGGAUGAAUACCCGGUCACCACUGAGCUUCAGGCAAGUUUUAAUACAUGAUCUCGAUGCAUUAAG
Nicotiana tabacum (common tobacco) is the source of this 456-nucleotide messenger RNA. Lineage: Eukaryota; Viridiplantae; Streptophyta; Magnoliopsida; Solanales; Solanaceae. The record is from RefSeq and is a predicted model, not a curated record.